Molecule: messenger RNA, 1568 nt
Organism: Brassica rapa (field mustard)
Lineage: Eukaryota; Viridiplantae; Streptophyta; Magnoliopsida; Brassicales; Brassicaceae
Product: pyruvate dehydrogenase E1 component subunit alpha-3, chloroplastic
Biological process (GO): pyruvate decarboxylation to acetyl-CoA
Cellular component (GO): intracellular membrane-bounded organelle
Molecular function (GO): pyruvate dehydrogenase (acetyl-transferring) activity
Source: RefSeq, a predicted model, not a curated record
UUCUGUCUCUUGUUAGUUGUUACACUUCCAACUCAUCCUCUUCCUGUCUUCCUCGUUUUCUCCGCCUCUCUCUCUCUCCUUCAGUUUAUUUUACUCAGUCCCUUUGAAUCUCAUUGGUCUCAACUAUAUCGAAAUGGCUACGUCUUUCUCCGCCACACUUCCUCUCCAUGGAUCUCAAGAGAAUCGUCUCUUACUCCCCCCGAUCCGAUUGGCUCCUCCUCCUUCUUCUUUCCUCGGAUCCACCCGCUCUCUCACCAUUCCUUCUUCUCGAAGACUCUACCACGCUCACGCAUCUCGUCGAUCUCCCGUCGUUGGCGUCCAGGAAGUUGUCAAAGAGAAGAAAGUCACCAACAGCCUGUUAAUAACCAAAGAGGAAGGAUUAGUGUUGUAUGAAGACAUGAUACUCGGUAGAUCUUUCGAGGACAUGUGUGCUCAAAUGUACUACAGAGGCAAGAUGUUCGGUUUUGUCCACUUGUACAACGGCCAAGAAGCCGUCUCAACCGGCUUCAUCAAGCUCCUCACGCAGUCCGACUCAGUCGUCAGCACGUACCGUGACCACGUCCACGCCCUCAGCAAAGGCGUCUCCGCUCGCGCCGUCAUGAGCGAGCUCUUCGGGAAAGUCACGGGAUGCUGCAGAGGCCAAGGUGGGUCCAUGCACAUGUUCUCUAAAGAACACAACAUGCUCGGUGGGUUCGCCUUCAUCGGCGAAGGCAUCCCUGUGGCCACCGGUGCUGCGUUCACCUCAAAGUACAAGAGAGAGGUCUUGAAACAGGACUGCGAUGACGUCACUGUUGCGUUUUUCGGAGACGGGACUUGUAACAACGGGCAGUUCUACGAGUGUCUCAACAUGGCUGCGCUUUAUAAGUUGCCUAUUAUCUUCGUCGUUGAGAAUAACUUGUGGGCUAUUGGGAUGUCUCACUUGAGGUCGACUUCUGAUCCUGAGAUUUGGAAGAAAGGACCUGCGUUUGGGAUGCCAGGUGUCCAUGUUGACGGUAUGGAUGUGUUGAAGGUGAGGGAAGUGGCUAAAGAGGCGGUGACGAGAGCUAGAAGAGGAGAAGGUCCGACGUUGGUGGAAUGUGAGACUUAUAGGUUCAGAGGACACUCCUUGGCUGAUCCUGAUGAGCUCCGUGACGCUGCUGAGAAAGCCAAGUACGCUGCUAGAGAUCCGAUCACGGCACUGAAGAAGUAUUUGGUAGAGAACAAGCUAGCGAAUGAAGGGGAGCUUAAGACGAUAGAGAAGAAGAUAGACGAGUUGGUGGAGGAAGCGGUUGAGUUUGCAGACGCGAGUCCGCAGCCAGGUCGGAGUCAGUUGCUAGAGAAUGUGUUUGCUGAUCCCAAAGGGUUUGGGAUAGGACCUGAUGGACGUUACAGAUGUGAGGAUCCCAAGUUUACCGAAGGCACUGCUCAAGUCUGAAGAAAAAAACUAGUUAACCUGUGUUCUGUUCUGUCUUUGGCUUCUGUUUAAUGUUUUUUUUAUGUAUCAUUAAGUUAAAAUGCUACAGAAAACACAGUUUGGAUCGUUUGAAUUUCUUUGCUUUUUGUUGGAUAAUGCUAAAUUUACAACAACA